Molecule: messenger RNA, 1770 nt
Organism: Octopus sinensis (East Asian common octopus)
Lineage: Eukaryota; Metazoa; Mollusca; Cephalopoda; Octopoda; Octopodidae
Product: calcium-dependent protein kinase 2
Exons: 14
Coding region: 277-1566 (429 amino acids)
Biological process (GO): autophagy; autophagosome organization; protein autophosphorylation
Cellular component (GO): cytoplasm; autophagosome
Molecular function (GO): protein serine/threonine kinase activity; ATP binding
Source: RefSeq, a predicted model, not a curated record
CUCUUUUUCCUCUCUGUUACGUGAAUAACUUUUAAACUUCGAUGGUCUCAUGUAGGACCGUCCGAAGUGCGCGAAACAUCAUCUCGACCUCCAGUCCAUAUUUUUGAAAUAUUUAGAUACAUUUUUUGGGCUGAAAGCGACGUUAAUUGAAAAACACCGACCUAAAUCGAUGUCCAUUUUCUUGCCCGUUAAUUUCUAUAAAAAACGUAAACGGAACUUAGAGGCAAAAAAGACGUAACUCGAAAACAAGGAAGAAGCUGAGAUAAUUCUGCAGCCAUGGAAGAACAAGUCAAGUAUUCCAUGAUAAUUGAUCUUAAGAGCAAAAAUCUGCCAGAUGUCAUAGAAGUACCACCCACAGAUGUGAAAAAUGAGGCGGAAGUAAAUCCGGCCCCGGCUGUUGAUACUUCAGAUAGGAACAUUGUGAACUUGGGUGUUGUGAGAAGAAAUGUUCCGGACGGUCGCCAUAGUUACAAAAACCUCUUACAUGGCAGUACUGACGACAUCUUGAGAUUGCUUGAGCACCGAAUGCAAUAUCCGGAUACGGCUGUCGUCCUCAAGGAAGAGCUAUGUCUUGAAGAUGGUUAUUUGACCCAAGGGAGUUUCACUCCCGGAGGAUUUGCAACAUCCGUUGACCUUUGCCUCGACUUCAGAAGUUCUCGAAACUAUGUCAGGAAAGAAAUAAGAAGGAGCAAAUUCAAGGCAAGAGAGGUAGAACACCUCUGUCGGCUGAACAGCCCUAACAUUUCCAAAAUUUUGGGGUUCUGCGUCAAAAGUGACUGCUAUGAGAUUCUCCUGGAAUAUUGUGGCAUGGAUCUGCAUUCUGCUAUGAAAAUGGAAUGGAAUCCGAUCAUCGAUCAACACCUGGAAAGUUUCAUAACUCAGAUUGCUGAAGCAAUUUACCACUGCAACCAUCAGAAUAUCUUUCACCUUGAUAUCAAACCCCAGAAUAUUUGUGUCUACGCUUAUCAAAACGGCAUCCAACUAAAACUGACUGAUUUUGGGGCAUCAAAGAAUGCCAACAACGAAUUCUUCGGUGAAGGAGUUACACUGAUGUAUGCGGCACCUGAAAUCCACUAUGAUUGUUGCAAGAAAUUCCUGUUACAGUGUGACCGUAAUUCUGAAAAAUAUCAAGGAGUUUUGGACAUAACUCAACAUUUCUGUAGCAAGUAUCAUACAUGUUCAGUGACGGAGAAGUGUGACCUUUUCUCUGUUGGUUUGGUUUGUCUGUUCAUUAAGUGUAAAAAUGACCCAUGGAAGUUGUUGAUUAAACAAGUAGAGUACUGCAUUCCAAAAAUGUAUUCUCGUUACCCGAAUAUAAUGAAAGGCUUGGUUCAAGAUGAUUGGGGGGAUUUGGCUUCCCUAAUAAGCAGCUUAUUGACUGGAGACCCUUCAGAGAGGUGUUCUGUGAACGAAAUUUUUGUAUUUAUGAAGAAAUUGAUGGACAGCCAACAAGAAAUGGAUGUUCCGAAUGGCACCCAGGUGGUAAACGAGGUGAAUGCCGUCCAACCGAUGGAGGAUGACUCACAGAAUUUACCGAAUAUUCCGAAUAUGGAUUUACUUUUCUAGUUGCAAAAUCUUGACCCCCCCCCCAUCCUGUUCAGUUACUCUAGCUAAUUGAUUGCUUAUUAGAUGAUAGAAAUCGGUCUUCCUUUUUAUACAACAGUAAAUGGAACCUUUGUGAAGACAUACAGCAUCCCACACACUCGGUCAUUCGUAUAUCUUCCCUCUGUCUGCGAAACAAUUAAUUCAAUAAUUCAUUUUUAGUUAAGA